Messenger RNA from Alternaria postmessia, 522 nucleotides. RefSeq lists its product as uncharacterized. NCBI's taxonomy places the organism in Eukaryota, Fungi, Ascomycota, Dothideomycetes, Pleosporales, Pleosporaceae. The coding region runs from base 1 to 522 and encodes 173 amino acids. The transcript has 2 exons. The record is from RefSeq and is a predicted model, not a curated record.
AUGAAGCAUUUUACCACUAUCUUCGCCCUCGCUGCUGCAGUAGCAGCUAUCGAUAUCCAAGGACACAUCGAGUCACACUGUGGUGGUGGAAACAGGGUCACGUUCACCAACGUGAACCCCGACCGAUGCUACGCUACCGGCGGUGUAUCAUGGGCUUACUCGUUCCGUGCCAUUCCCACAAACUGGAGACUGAGCACCAGGUCGCACGGAGGAGGUAACUGUGGGCCUAUAAUCCAUGUGUUCGACUCGAAUGGCAGGGAUCUGGUCUGCCAUGGUGGAGAAGUCAACAACGUGGAGUACACGGGAGCUGGUUAUAGCUUCAUCAACAAGAGGAGGUCAACCGACGUCGCUUCUGAUAGCCAGGACUGCAUCAAGCCAGACCUUUUGGAGAUUGAAGGCGGUUCGACAUACAACCUUCUGGAUCUCGAAGACGAGACAUACAAGACCAUGCUCGCAUAUGCUUCGAACGGCACAACUGCCUCGGAUAUGCCAAGCAUAUUCGAUGAGUACAUUGUACAGUAA